Brassica napus (rape) is the source of this 1155-nucleotide messenger RNA. Its product is annotated as proteasome subunit alpha type-5-A. Bases 249 to 962 code for a protein of 237 amino acids. The record is from RefSeq and is a predicted model, not a curated record. The transcript has 9 exons. Gene Ontology annotation, biological process: proteasome-mediated ubiquitin-dependent protein catabolic process. NCBI's taxonomy places the organism in Eukaryota, Viridiplantae, Streptophyta, Magnoliopsida, Brassicales, Brassicaceae. Gene Ontology annotation, cellular component: proteasome core complex, alpha-subunit complex; nucleus; proteasome core complex.
AAAACGACGGGUUUGGGAUCCAUCUAACUUGUUGUUCAAGUAGUGAACUUGUACAAAGCAUCUCAGUUUCUUCGAUUCGCCGAUCAAUCAAUCAGCUGCUAUGAUUAUCUAAUCUCAACAAGUUCUUCCUUGAUUACACUCCCUUUCUUUUGUUCCCGAGUUCUUACAUUCAUCCAGAUCUUUUAAUUUUUCUAAGGUUUUGAUUCUGUUGGUGAUAACUGAUAAGGUUUUACAGAUCGAAGAAGAAGAUGUUUCUCACAAGGACCGAGUACGACAGAGGAGUCAACACUUUUUCUCCUGAAGGAAGGCUAUUCCAAGUCGAGUAUGCCAUUGAAGCUAUCAAGCUUGGUUCUACUGCAAUUGGAGUAAAGACUAAGGAGGGAGUUGUGCUUGCUGUCGAGAAGCGUAUCACCUCCCCUUUGCUGGAGCCGAGCAGUGUGGAGAAGAUUAUGGAAAUUGAUGACCAUAUUGGCUGUGCCAUGAGCGGCUUAAUUGCUGAUGCGCGUACUCUUGUUGAGCAUGCAAGAGUUGAAACUCAAAACCACAGAUUCUCGUAUGGUGAGCCAAUGACUGUAGAGUCCACCACGCAAGCGCUGUGUGAUCUGGCUUUACGGUUUGGUGAAGGAGAUGAAGAAUCAAUGUCUCGGCCAUUUGGAGUCUCUCUUCUCAUUGCUGGUCAUGAUGAAAACGGACCGAGCUUGUACUACACGGACCCGUCUGGAACGUUCUGGCAGUGCAAUGCAAAGGCGAUUGGUUCAGGCUCAGAAGGAGCUGAUAGUUCUCUUCAAGAGCAAUUCAACAAAGAUCUGUCGCUCAGUGAAGCUGAGACGAUCGCUGUAUCUAUCCUCAAGCAAGUUAUGGAAGAAAAGGUGACUCCAAAUAAUGUGGACAUUGCCAAGGUAGCUCCAGCGUACCAUCUCUACACUCCACAAGAAGUUGAAGCAGUCAUCAGUCGUCUUUGAGGAAGAUGCUUUGCGUCUACUUCGAAUAUUGACACCAAGUGGCUUUCUUUCAUUUUGUCUGUUAGAGACUGAUGUUUAAUGAGACAAGUUUAGUCUCUUGUGUAAGAGAAUCUUUUAUCUCCCAUGUCAUUCUAUAACCUCUCGGAUGGAUUUGUGGCUCAAAUUUUUCCAUCUUUAGCACUUGUUUUGGAAA